Messenger RNA from Nicotiana attenuata, 3209 nucleotides. RefSeq names its product replication protein A 70 kDa DNA-binding subunit A-like. Lineage: Eukaryota; Viridiplantae; Streptophyta; Magnoliopsida; Solanales; Solanaceae. The transcript is spliced from 2 exons. The coding region runs from base 162 to 2888 and encodes 908 amino acids. Gene Ontology annotation, molecular function: single-stranded telomeric DNA binding; zinc ion binding; damaged DNA binding. The record is from RefSeq and is a predicted model, not a curated record. Gene Ontology annotation, biological process: nucleotide-excision repair; DNA replication; telomere maintenance via telomerase. Gene Ontology annotation, cellular component: nucleus; DNA replication factor A complex.
CCCCCCCCCCUCCCUCCUUUAUUUCAGUUUCGCGCCCGCUCAGUUCUAUUCUCUCCCGCUUCCUUUUUUAGGGUUUUGAAAAGCUCUUCCGCUUCACUUUCAACUCACUCUUUCUUUUUCUCUGUCAGUUUCUCGAAGAAAAAAGUUUUUCGCCGGAAAAAAUGCCGCCGAUAAACUUGACGGAAGGUGCGAUAGCGAUUUUAACGAACGGCGAAGCACAUUCGGAGGAUUUUAAACCGGUGUUACAAAUCACGGAUAUUCGGUUAGUGAACACUCAGAAUCAAAAUAACAAUAACGAACGCUACCGGAUUCUUUUAUCGGACGGGGAGUUUCUUCAGCAAGGGAUGUUAGCUACUCAAAAAAACGAUCUUAUUCGGUCUCAACAGAUUCAAAAAGGAUCUAUUAUUCAGAUGAAUCAGUUCGUUUGUAAUAACAUCCAAAAUCGAAUGAUCAUCAUCGUCAUUGAAUUAGAUAUUUUACAUGAGACAUGUGAUACCAUUGGAGAACCAAAGCAUUAUCUCCCAAAUGGUAUUAGUCCUUCAGUGCCUCGGCCAGCUGCCCCACUUCAGCCUUCCACCAAUCAAUCAGGUGGUUUAAGUGGCAGCCCUCAAUCCUUUACUGCUGUUUCAGCUACUUCAAGCUCAGCUCCAAGACCAAAUAUGCCUGGAGGGAUGCGAUCUCCUGAGUCAAACCAUAGCAUUGGUUAUAAUACUUCCUCUGCUGGUAAUAUUGACUCUGGAAGAUAUAGUUCAACAAGUGCACCCCUUUACCCCAAAGCAGAAUCUGGUCCAGCGAUUUCACGGGCUCCGACGAAUAAUUAUGUGCGGCCACCUCAGCCUUCUUAUCAGCAGCAUCCUCAGUCUUCUUAUCAGCAGCCACCACCGUUGUACUCAAACAGAGGACCUAUAGCCAAGAACGAAGCACCGCCGAGGAUUGUUCCAAUUGCUGCUCUCAAUCCAUAUCAGGGUCGAUGGACUAUCAAGGCCAGGGUUACUGCUAAGGCAGAACUCAGACACUACAACAAUCAAAGGGGUGAUGGAAAAGUAUUCUCUUUUGAUCUUAUUGAUUCUGAUGGAGGAGAAAUAAGAGUAACAUGCUUUAACUCUGUAGCUGACCAAUUUUACGGCCAGAUUGAGCCAGGUAGAGUGUAUUUGAUUUCCAAGGGUAGCUUGAGACCAGCUCAGAAAGCUUACAAUCACCUUCCAAAUGACCAUGAAAUUAUGCUCGAGAGCACAUCAGUGGUUCAACCUUGUUUUGAGGAUGACAGGACUAUUCCUCAGCAACAAUUUCAUUUUCGGCCAAUCAGUGAUAUUGAGGCCUUGGAGAACAAUAGUGUGGUAGAUGUGAUUGGUGUGGUGUCUUCAAUAAGUCCAUCUAGCUCAAUAAUGAGGAAAAAUGGUACAGAAACUCAGAGAAGAGUUCUCCAGCUGAAGGAUAUGUCUGGCAAAAGUGUUGAAUUAACUUUGUGGGGAAAUUUCUGCAAUGCAGAAGGUCAAACACUUCAAAGUAUGUGUGAUUCUGGAGCUUCCCCUGUUUUGGCAGUCAAAGCUGGUAGAGUAAAUGAUUUUAAUGGCAAAUCUGUAAGUACUAUAUCUACAAGCAAGUUGUUUACAGAACCAGAUUUUCCUGAAGCUCUAAAACUGAAGGCAUGGUUUGAGAGGGAGGGAAAGAACACGCCAUCAGUAUCUCUUUCCCGAGAAGUGAGCAGCAUUGGUCGGACAGAUGUGCGAAAAACUAUAUCUCAAAUCAAAGAUGAACGAUUGGGCACUUCCGAGAAACCAGAUUGGAUCACAAUAAGUGCCACUGUUACAUUUAUAAAGGGUGAGAAUUUUUGCUAUCCUGCCUGUCCCCUCAUGAUAGGAGAUCGACAGUGCAACAAAAAAGUGACAAAUAAUGGGGAUGGGAAAUGGCGGUGUGACAGGUGUGAUCAGACUGUUGAUGAAUGCGAAUAUAGGUACAUUCUUCAGUUCCAGAUUCAGGACCAUACUGGCUUAACCUGGGUUACUGCAUUUCAGGAAUGUGGUGACCAGAUCAUGGGUGUCUCUGCAAAAGAACUGUAUUUCCUAAAAUAUGAGGGGCAGGAUGAUGAUAGAUUUACAGAUAUCAUGCGUAAUGUCUUAUUCAACAAAUUUAUCUUCAAAUUGAAAGUGAAAGAAGAGAUGUUUAGCGAUGAACAGCGCGUUAAGUCAACAGUGGUCAAAGCAGAGAAGCUGAACUUCCAAUCAGAGAUCCGGUUUCUGUUGGAUUUGAUAGACAAGAACAAUGGGCUGGAAUCCAGUACUCUGCCUCCUAAGACAGAUGAUACAACUCCAACUUCAGGGUAUGGUAAUGCUGGAUUUGGGAGUAGAACCAUAGAACCGAUGAAUCCUGUUGCAAAUUAUGGUGGCAGCAAUAGCAGUAUCAGCAGAGAAAGUGGACUGCAGGGAAAUCAGCAAGGUCAAUACGGAAAUAAGUUUACUGGCUCACAGUUUGCUCCACCUGGUUCUACAGGCAUGUAUAUGAGCUGUAAUAGUUGUGGUGGAACAGGCCAUAGUGCUUCAAACUGUCCAAGCAUCAUGAGUGGUCAGGGCCAGGCAUAUGGAGGUGGCUUUGGCAAUAGGGGAACGUCAGGAAUGAGCAGUGAUGGUGCUUCCGGUGAGUGCUAUAAAUGCCAUCAGUUUGGACAUUGGGCAAGAGAUUGCCCAGGUGUAAGCAAUGCACCCCCUGCCAAUAACAUGACCCCUGCUUCAGGAAUGAGCAGUGGUGGUGCUUCCGGUGAGUGUUAUAAAUGCCAUCAGUUUGGACAUUGGGCAAGAGAUUGCCCAGGUGUAAGCAGUGCACCCGCUGCCAAUAACAUGACUCCUGGAAGAUAUGGGAAUCCUCCGCGGCAACGUGUUGGUGGAUUUUGAUCAACCUUUGAGCAUAUAUGGAUCAUCUUCUGCUUUAGAGAAAGCUUCUUGACGCUUGCAUUUUGCCUUCUUUCUAUACAGUGACUACUUGGGGCUGAAAUUUUGUGCUAUUGUUCCUGAAUGCCUGGGCUUAAAGUUGUCCUCAGUUUUGAGGAGCAACAUGUUUUUGCUCUUCCCUGUAAAUUAUUUCCUGUUUAAGUUUUUCUUGAUCUCUUUUAUUGUUCUUUUUAGGUAAUCUGUCUUUGUGGUUUCGUCCUUUUAAGAGCAAAAUUCCUGUGUUAUAGUGUAGACUGCUAUAUUAAUGUUAUGUAUCUUUUUUCA